Molecule: messenger RNA, 972 nt
Organism: Arachis stenosperma
Lineage: Eukaryota; Viridiplantae; Streptophyta; Magnoliopsida; Fabales; Fabaceae
Product: UPF0481 protein At3g47200-like
Exons: 1
Coding region: 1-972 (323 amino acids)
Source: RefSeq, a predicted model, not a curated record
AUGGACAAUGAUGUAGCUAUAGAGGUUGGAGAAAUGCUGGAGAAGGUACAAGGAGGUUUGUUUGCAACCAAAAGCUGCUGCUACAGGGUGCCCCAUAUAAUCCGGCAAUUAAACGAAGAUGCAUACACCCCAAUGGUUGUUUCUAUUGGCCCUCUUCAUCACGGGAAUUCCAGGCUGGUAUUUAUGGAAGGCUACAAACAGAUUUAUUGUCAAUAUUUCAUUACAAGAUCGGAGGCAAGUUUGAGCGAUUUGGUGAGUUGCGUGCAACAGUUGGAACCACAAAUCCGUGCCUGUUACUCUGAGAAGAUCGAUCUCACAGCGGAUGAGUUGGUGGAGGUGAUAUUCAUAGACUGUUGUUUCGUAAUUGAGCUUUUCCUCAGAUAUCAGGAGGGGACGACAGAGGAUGAUGUUAUCUUAUCAAAAGAUUGGAUGGAUGCUCGGAUAAGUCAUGAUUUGUUAUUACUUGAGAAUCAGGUUCCUUUGUUUGUUUUCGAGAAUAUAUACAAUCGAGCUUUUGCUUCUCGCUUACAAUUACAUGGUGGUAGACUCCCUUCAUUUAUGUGGUUUGCUGCUGAUGGAUAUUUUGCAUAUUUCAACAAACAACAAGUGCCAUCACCGGAUGCUAGCAGUGUAGCACACUUCACUGAUCUGCUCAGAUACUUCUACUUGCCACCAUCUCAUACAACACGUCGUUUAAGAUUACCUUUAGUUCUUGGUCACAGUGCAUCUGAAUUAGUUGAAGCAGGAGUCAAGUUCCAAGUAACAAAUAAAUCAACUCAUGGCUGCAUGCUAGACUUGGAAUUUGAACAUGGUACUCUUAAAAUUCCACAUAUUGAAGCGGAUGAUGCGACUGAAAUUUUCUUGAGGAACAUUGUGGCUUUGGAGCAGUGUCACUAUCCUAAAGAACACUACAUCCUUGAUUAUGUUAUAUUCCUUGGUCACCUCAUGAAAACUGUUAGAGAAUCAUUAUAA